Molecule: messenger RNA, 1572 nt
Organism: Racocetra persica
Lineage: Eukaryota; Fungi; Glomeromycota; Glomeromycetes; Diversisporales; Gigasporaceae
Source: the annotation of a GenBank genome assembly
AUGAAUGUUUAUGAUGAAAUUCCAGUUCUUAAAACAAAAGUCGUAAAAGAUGAUGCAUAUCAUAAAAAUUAUAAAGAAAUGCUUAGUAUGGUAGAGACGUUAAAUGAACGUCUAAAUUUAGCGGUUAAACAAGGCCCUAAUAAAGCAAUUGAAAAGCAUCUUAAACGUGGUCAAUUAUUAGUUCGUGACAGAAUCGACCUUUUAUUAGAUGAGGAUUCACCAUUUUUAGAAUUAUGUCCUUUAGCAGGAUGGGGUCAAGAUGAUAUGACAUUAGGUGGUUCAAGUGUUGCAGGUAUCGGCCUUGUUUGUGGCAUAGAAUGUUUAAUAACUGGUAAUGUUCCGACAUUAUUUGGGGGUUCAUCUAACGAAGUCAGUGUCGCUAAGGGCGCUAGAAUUAAUGCUAUAGCUUGGCAAAAUAGAUUACCUUUAAUUCAAUUAAUUCAAACUGGAGGUAGUAAAUUGGAACAGCAAUUUAAAGUUUUUCACCCGGGUGGUGCUCAUUUUCGAAGUUUGGCCGAGCGAACAAAAGCUGAUCUUCCUACUUGUAGUAUAGUAUUUGGUAAUUCAACAGCCGGUGGUGCAUAUACACCUGCUUUAACUGAUUAUAUUAUUAUGGUGAAAAAUCAAGCUAAAGUGUUUCUUGGUGGUCCACCACUUGUUCAAUUGGCUACCGGUGAAAUUGUUGAUGCUGAAAGCCUCGGUGGUGCAGAUAUGCAUAGUAGAAAAUCUGGUGUUUCCGAUCAGCUUGCAUUGGAUGAACAUGACGCUAUAUAUAAAGCUCGGGAAUUCAUUUCUAGACUUAAUUGGGAAAAAAGAGGAAAAAUUCCUCGAAGUCAUCUUGCUCCAAAAAUAGAUGAACCUUUGUAUGACAUUGAUGAACUUCUUGGAAUUGUGUCUGCAAAUAUUAGAGUGCCCUUUGAUGCUAAUGAAGUUAUCAUUCGUAUAGUGGAUGGAUCAAGGUUUACGGCAUUUAAACCUCUUUAUGGGCCAAAUUUAAUCACUGGCUGGGCCGUUAUUCACGGUUUCCAGGUGGGUAUAAUAGCCUCUAACAGUGUUUUAUUCAUUCCAGAAAGUAAUAAAGCGACUCAAUUUAUUCGAAUGUGUAACAUGAUGAAUGUGCCACUCAUAUUUCUUCAAAACACCACGGGAUUCAUGGUAGGUAAGAAAUAUGAGGAAGAAGGGAUAAUAAAGGCUGGUGCACAUUUUGUAAAUGCUGUUAGCAACAGUCAAGUACCCGUUAUUACUAUUAUGAUGGGUGCUUCUUAUGGUGCUGGAAAUUAUGCUAUGUGCGUAAUGGGUCCAGAACAAUUAGCAGGAGUUCUGGAUUUAAUUACUCGUGAAGCCGCUGCUAGUGCGGGCAAAAAAAUUGAUGAAGUAGCAGCUGCAAGGAAUAAAGCCUUUUUAUCAAGUAAAGUUGAAAAAGAAUCUGAUGUAUAUUGGACAACAUCAAGAUUAUUGGAUGAUGGAGUAAUUGACCCAAGAAUGACUAGAGUUAUUUUGGGAUUCUGUUUAAGUGUUGUUUAUAAUGAGAAAGUUGAAGGUGGUAGCUUAGGUGGUGUUAGUAGAAUGUAG